Messenger RNA from Paramecium tetraurelia, 813 nucleotides. RefSeq lists its product as uncharacterized. The transcript is spliced from 2 exons. Lineage: Eukaryota; Ciliophora; Oligohymenophorea; Peniculida; Parameciidae. The record is from RefSeq and is a predicted model, not a curated record.
AUGGACGAUGAUAUUCCUGACUUGGAAGAUUUUAGUGAAUAACUCUAAAAGAAAAAGGAAGCAUCUGUUGAUAUUGGUGAUUACGCUAAGCCGGUGGAGGAAAAACCUAUUCAAAUCCAACAACCCAAAAAAUAAGAUAAUGAUUUAACAGGUUUGAAGAAGGGAUUCUUGAACGAUCAAAAGAAAGACGAUGAUAUUAUUAAACCGAAAGAAAAGAAAAACCCUUUAUAAAUAGAUGAAGUUUAGGAAAAUAUGAAAUAAAACAAUUAGUCACAAUUUGGAUAAUUCAUGUCAUAAAAUAAAGAGGAAUGGUUAAAUCAAGAUCUAUUACAAAAAAUUGCUAGUAAUCCAAAAUUAUAAAAAUUAUUUACUAAUCCAGAAUAUUUAUCAGCAGUAUAAUAGAUGUAGAGUAAUCCAACUGGUAUUAUGUAGAGAUACAAGAAUAAUCCUGAAUUUGUAGAAUUAAUGUCAGAGUAUAUGAAAACAAUGGGUGAGCAUUUCUAAUAAUUAAAACCUUAAAAAUAAGAUAAGCCAUAAUAAUAAUAAUAAUAAUAAUAGCCUAAAAUUAUUCCUGUUGAUUAGAAUCCACCAAAAAAAUAACCAUAAACAUAAGAAGAGAAGGUCUAAUAUAUUAUAGAAAAUGAUAAAGAAGUAAAAGCUGUUUUACAGGAUCCAAGAGUAGUAGCAUUUAUUGAAUAUUUAUAAAGAACAGGAAAAGCUGACUUUUAAGAAAUUGCUUACAAAGAUCCACAAUUAAUGUAGAAAUUACAAAUACUCAUCCAAAAAGGUGUUUUAAAUGUAUAACGUAUGUGA